Messenger RNA from Tachysurus fulvidraco (yellow catfish), 1292 nucleotides. Its product is annotated as lymphocyte antigen 6D-like. Bases 869 to 1141 code for a protein of 90 amino acids. The transcript is spliced from 4 exons. The record is from RefSeq and is a predicted model, not a curated record. Lineage: Eukaryota; Metazoa; Chordata; Actinopteri; Siluriformes; Bagridae.
CGUCUCAAAGUUUGCUUAAAGGUGCACAUUUUCCCGUCAAGUUUGUUUUUUAUAGAUCACAACCAUAGCGCGAAAACUGGCGUACACACAUUUCCAACAAUUCAACUUGCAUUUAGAGGGAUGUGCUGUUGUCAUUGGCUCGACACUAAAAGACCUGGGUCUUAUAUUAGAUAGCAACUCGUCCUUUAAAUAUCCCUUUGUCCAUAUUACAAAGACAGCCCUCUUCCACCUUAGAAAUAUUUCUAAGCUUUGAAACAUCCUAUCUGUUUCUGAUGCUGAGAUAGUUCAUGCAUUUAUGAGCCCCGGACUGGUAUAUUCCAAUGCAUUACUAGGUGCUUGUUAUGGAUCUUCAGAUAGCAGGCUACAGUUUGUGCAAAAUGCAGCUGCCAGAGUUCUUACCAGUUCUUACCUCUAUCUUGCUCAUUUAGAAUUUCAAAUCUGCUUAAUUUCUUUCUAUAAAGCUGAUUCCUGACAAUGUCCAGUGUUAAAAGUGCUACACAAUUAAAAUUUAAUUGAUUGAUUUAAUUGGUCACAAUUAUCUCUGUUUUAUCUACAUAUUCUUAGGCUAAUCUUCAGCGUGCACACAUUUCUGAACAAAUAUAUAGAUUAGUAAAUAUUUACAUUUUCCUAUUUCUAACAUUUAUUUAACACUUUGCUCCCUCAGGUACACCACCCCAUGCUAAACUUAACAAUGAGAACGAAUAAAUAUUAUAAAUCACAGGACUAGAGAAGCAUGUGACCAGGAGGGUGGGAACCUGACCAAGAGGCUCAUUUAAAAGAGGAAUGAUGAACCUGUGGGAUGUAGAACAGGUGCACAGUUCAAGCUCAGAGACUAAUUUCAUACUGUAGUGUGUAACGCUCAAGAAUCAUGAAGAUGCUGCUUGUGAUUCUGGCUCUUGCCCUUCUGCUGACCAGUGGUUCUGCCCUUAAAUGUCACAAGUGUACUCCUGAUGGAAAAUGUUCUAUUGUAACCUGUACCAGUGGUCAAGACACCUGUGUUGCCACAAGGGUGUUUACCCCCAGUGGUUCAUUUGUUGGAAAGAGAUGCUUAACACGGGCUCAGUGUUUGCAGUUGCAGAAAGCUAACAAAUUUCCUGUUGCAUGCUGUGGGACGGACCUUUGCAAUAAAGUUGUUCCAUGAAAAUCUCAUAGGAAGUAUCAUGAUUAAUGAUCUACAUUAAUGCAGUUUUCCUGUUCAUUUUGUAUCCCGCAGCUUUACCUGUACAUGGGAUUAGUCAAAAUGUUCAGCGUAUAAGUGUGAAAGUGAUGUGCUGUGGAAAUAAAAUUAUUUU